AUAUCCAAAACCCAACGAGUAUUAAAAUUAUUGAAAUACGCUUAUCAUACUGCGUGUUUUAAUAAUUGUUUUGAAGGGUGAAAUUAGGCUUGGAGUCGCUCAUAUGGUGAGUGCCUUUCACACCGAGUGCCAUAUACUCCUCAAAGGGGAAAAUUGUCCGAUACAUCGAAAGAGUGCCACUAAAGAGAACGAGAUGACUUAUCUUUUUGAGUGGAAAUGUACGAAAAAGUGAAAUAGCAACGGGAAAUAAUACUGGUUAGAAAGAGUAAACACGUCCAACCUCCAUGUUCUCUCUUACACAAUACUACAGAUUGGUUUAAAAUAUCAAUUUGUUUCGCUCGCUCUCUCAUGACAGAGAAGAAGCCAUCUUCAUUUCUCGCACUGGUUUUCCUUGCGCUUUGCGUUGUUAUAUGCGAAACUUUUGUAUUGUGUCAUAAACGAACUACUUGUCAUAACGUAAACAACUUCGGACUUCUAAGAUCGUAUUUUUAUUAUUAUAAUAUUAAUAACAGUAAAAAUAAAGCAACACUUAUUGACAGGCGUGUGUUCGGGUGGGCGUCUGAACGAAUAAAGACAAGCAUUUCCGCGUUUACUAAAAUAGCCAUCAAUAAAUUGCCGUGUAUAGGAAAGUCACCUACCGUCGCAUUGUUUUUCGAUUUUGUUUUUGCUCUAUAUCGAUAAAAGUGACUAUUUGUUUACAAGUUAAACAAAGCACAGUAUUAUCUUCGGUCAGUAAUUUGAUCUAUACACAUUUGAAUCCAUGAAAAAAUCGAGGUUGCUUUCAAUAGGUUAAUGGUGAAAACAAAUUUUCUGUGACAGUAAAUGGGAAUCAACUAUGAGCCUACUCAAAGAAAAUACCAGUGCACAUAAUUGAAAAUAUGUAAAAGAUGUGAAAAAAGAUGUUCAAAUCAGUGCGAUGAAGUUUUUACACAUAUUGUGCAAUUGAAUGUAACUUGGUUUCAAGUGUAUUUCGGCAAGUGUUUCGGAUGGUUAAAAAAUCGUGUGAUUAUAGUUCUAACGUAGGCGGUUUGAUAUCAAGAAAAAAUCAAUCACGUACAGUGUAACAAGGAAAAUUAAUCAAUGAAAACAUAAAAGUGUAAAACAAAUGUGUCGAUACCGCAAUAUGUUUUCUUUAUGAUAUUUAGGAUACUAAUAGCGCAAUCGUUAUUCUAGUGCACAAAAAGCAUCAAACUAAUAAUGUUAAACCGCCAGAAAACCGUCUAUAAUAACGUUUUGCGUAAAUUGUGAUUAUUAAAUAAAUAGCUUUAAACGAAGAUACAAGCGUCCUUGUUUAAAAGGGACUGUGUGUUGCUCAAGUGAUUGUCGCAAACACCCAACUCGGAAGGCAGUCCAUUGACUACUGGUAGUGAGGACAGCCCAAAUUCACCACCAACCAGCAAAAUGUAUCCAUUUGUUUCAAAUCAUCCGACUACACACACUAGCUACUCGACCAUGCCAGGAUUCUCUGGUUUAGAUGAUAAAUCGUGCAGUAGGUAUACCGAUAGUGUAAUGAAUAGCUAUCCUCCGAUGGGAGUCCCUGGUAGCGCCAGUAUUGCACAGUUUUACCAACAGGCAGCUGCGGUUUCUGCCGCGUCGGCAGGAGUCGGCGUUGACUCGUUGGGGUCAGCUUGUUCCCAACUUUCUUCAUCCGUCGGUGGUGCGCAGUCUGGUCUGCCUGAUAUAACCCGUCAUCCUUGGCUGGUUACUGCAUCGCAAUCAGCUCUUCAGAAGUUUGCCAGUACAGAUUGGAUGAGCAAUCCUUUUGAUCGGGUAGUCUGCGGCGAUUUUGCAGGACCUAACGGAUGUCCACGCCGGCGCGGUCGUCAAACCUACACUCGGUUUCAGACGCUUGAACUUGAGAAGGAAUUCCAUUUCAACCAUUAUCUAACCCGCCGACGAAGAAUCGAAAUUGCGCAUGCCCUCUGUUUAACAGAGCGACAGAUAAAAAUCUGGUUUCAAAACCGUCGAAUGAAAUUAAAGAAAGAACUUCGUGCAGUCAAGGAAAUCAACGAACAGGCUCGCCGCGAGCGUGAGGAACAAGACAAAAUGAAGAACGAAUCGCUAAAAUCCGCCCAACAGCAUCACAGCCAAAAACAGGCUCAACAAGAACACACCGUUGUUGGCUCUCAACAAACCAGUAACGGGGGUGGAACUGGUGGAGGAACUGGUGGAAGUGGUGGUGCAGGAAGCGGUGGUAGUUCUGGAAACCUUGGAAGCCACCUGCAUCAUCCUUCAAUCGUUUCGCAAAAUGAUCUGAAACUUGGGCUUGGUGGAAUGGGAGUCGGAGUUGGAGGAAAUCUCAGUAUGAUGGGAGGUCUGGAUAAUAAAACGAAUCAAGACAUCCUUAAAGCAGUUAUGCAACAUAACAAACGAUGGGAUUAGAGUUUUUUGCAUAAUCACAUAAAAGUGUUUAAAUAAUGGAUCAUUAUUUUAAAGCACAUCUUCAGUUUUGAUUUAUACAACGUCUUAUGUUCAAGGAAGUUUUUUAAAGCAUUGGAUGGCUAAAUGUCUUAUUAAUUUAAGUAAUUGUUUUAAACACAAUAUUGAAUCAUUUAUACUUCUCAAAAUACUCGUUCCUGAAAAUACUAACAGCUGACGGAUCACUUUUUGUUUACCAAAUUUGCAGCAGUUAAUUUUCAAAAUUUUCUUUUUUCUUCUCUUUCUUUUCAUUAUUCCAUUAAUGUACCUGUCAUAUGUUAUGAUUAUUUGAUUGGUCUUCUUGACACUUACUUGUCAUAUACGAACGACAUUUAUGCAAUGUACAGCACAAACUUGAAUACUACCAAUGACUGGAUGAGUUAAGAACAAAGAUACAUUCAAAUUGCUGUCCAAUCAAACAACGCUACUCUGUCCUGUCUACACAUUUCAACUUUCAACUGGAUUAAAAAUGGCGGAUAAGUAUUCAACGCUUAGUAAAAACACUGUAAUUGGAACAAUGCGGCAUUGGUCACAAACAAAUUGACUUCAAUAUCUCUAAAGGAAACGAGAUAUGGAGACUUACCUAUGCUAUUGCUUUUAAUCCAACUUCAUUUGAAUGGUUAUCCACCAGCUGCAGGAAAAACAGCACAGCGCAUAGAUGACACGGAACAUCCCACAGAAUCGGAAAAUAGCAUUUUUAAUGUAAACAUUAUAGAUAAUCAAAAUAUAUCUUUUGACCGUCUUUGCCCUAACAUUUGAGCAAAUGAAUACGAUAGGCACAAUCAAAGAGCAUAACAAGUAAAAGUCAUCUUCAGAUAAACAAUAGUGGAGAGCUGCAUCGUAAACCCACAUUUGGUUAGAAACAAUAAGUUCUAACAACAAUCAACAAAGUUUGUCUCCAUAUAUUUUUCCAUUCAGCUAAGUUACAUAAAUAAGUGUAGUUUAUGGAGAAAACAACACUUCAAUUUAAAACGCUGUAACGAAACAAAACAGGACGUAACUUAACAUAGAACUCGUCAAUCGAUAGGUGUAUAAUGAUAAGAUAGAAACAAAUGAUACGUACUAGUUUGUAAGAAAUUAAUAAUUAUUUUUUGCGAUUCCUUCCGUGAGGAUGAUCAUCAUGAUGUGUUCUGGUAAUGAUUUAAUACCACCAAUCCCUUUUUCCUUAUCGAAACAAUUUUCCUUAUAUGUUAACCAGUGUCCAACGUAUUUUUUUAUAAAUGCUAAUAUAUAGCCGCAAUAUGCUUAAGCUUCUUCAAGACUUAGUAAAAGUCAUAGGAUGGACUAGAACAUAAAUCUAAAACAUUUUUCAGUUACAGUUGCAACGUUUGAAGUAUGUAAAUUAAUGAAUUUAAUGAAUAUUUGCUUGAGUGUAUUUGUAUUUAAUUUUUUAAAUAUAAUUUAAAUUUCAAAAAAUACUCAAGUUGAACAUAAUCACCUUUCCUACAGCAUACUACUAUUAUAUUGUUGUCUAACGUGACGCCCGUCCUCAUAUUUUUCAUAGUUUUUGUUUUGUUUCUUAUUUAAGUGUAAGUCUAGAAUUUGAACUCUAAAAAUAAUUUUAAUUCAGAUGUUGUAUUUGGGAGAUAAUCGAAUGAACAGUAUAACCGCGAUUAAAUAUCAGUCAGAUGCAAUUAACAUAUUUUUCAGCGCUCGUUCGUGCGUUUGUUUUACUCCGAUUAGAAAGUAACAGUGACAACAAAGCGUUUAAAAACGCUCACCAUAUACGUAAUUAACAUGUAGACAUUAUUUAAGAAAUGCGUCAUUAUAUACUAAAAUAUGUGUAAAACUAUCUUUAACAAAUUGAGACAAAAUUUAAAACAUCAAAACAAAAACAAGAAAAAUAAAAAAAAUAUAAAAGUAAAAUAUGUUUCCUGUCAUCACUCAAACAGAUCCAUUUGAUGAAGUCUACAAGUGUGAAUAUUCAGCUUCAUUAUCAUUUUAAAUUUAUUUUCUGUGAUGUCAUGUCAUUCAUGUGCAUAACAUUCUACGCAGUGUGUACACCUCAAGAAUAUUAAUGACGUAAAUGAAAAUCUGUCCAUUUGUUAAUACGUAAUGAAAAAAGUAAAUAAAUACAUGCAUACUUACGCAUAUUUAUAUAAAUACACAUUAAAACGUAAGAACGAUUAGCGCAUCAAUAACCAAAUGCAAUAAAAUGAUGCUGGCCAAAAAAUCAGCAACAUGCAUUUUAAACAUCUUACCACUGUUUAAUACUGUCUAAAAUAAAUAUUGGUUUGGUUUUUAACUUUUUCAAAAUUUGUCAUUCAAUAUAUAUACAAUGAGGUGUUGUGAAACACAAUAACAAGUAUAAAUAAGUGAAUCAAAUAUUGUUUUGUAUUAUCCAUAUGUCAAAUUAGUUUUGGUAACUUAAUUCCAUCACAUUUCUGUUUUUGUUUUUUGUUAAUAUAAUUUGAUAAAUUCUUAGGAUGUAAACAAAAUAUGGACUGCAAUGACAGAAUCAUGAAAAUAGCUAAAAUAGCUAACAAAUCAGCAUGAAUUUCGGAAAUGAAUGAAAAACAUAAUAUUUGUGAUGCUGUAUGUUGUUAAAAAACAUGAACACGGAAUACGUAAUACGAACCAGUAAUUUUUCUUUAAAUACAUAAAGAAAAAUAAGUA
Anopheles arabiensis is the source of this 5034-nucleotide messenger RNA. Its product is annotated as homeobox protein abdominal-A homolog. Gene Ontology annotation, biological process: negative regulation of transcription by RNA polymerase II; anterior/posterior pattern specification. Gene Ontology annotation, cellular component: nucleus. Bases 1402 to 2382 code for a protein of 326 amino acids. The transcript is spliced from 8 exons. Gene Ontology annotation, molecular function: RNA polymerase II cis-regulatory region sequence-specific DNA binding; DNA-binding transcription factor activity, RNA polymerase II-specific. Lineage: Eukaryota; Metazoa; Arthropoda; Insecta; Diptera; Culicidae. The record is from RefSeq and is a predicted model, not a curated record.